AUGACACAAGCGAAUGAGUGCCUUCUUUCGGAAACAUAUUACCAUGGUAUCAUUGACCAAUACGAUAUGCAAAGAAUGCUCGUUCGAGAUGGUGAUUUUCUUUUCGGUAUUCCAGAAGAAGACGAAAAGGAGUCCGUUGUAUGGGUGGUGCGAUACAGUGGUGAAUUACGUGCAUUCAGCAUUGGUUUAACCGAGAAAGAUCUCUGUUUCGUCAAUGAAAAAUGUUUUCGAAAAGUAUCCGAAAUGGUUGACCAUUAUGUUCGAACACGAAAGCCAUUGCACAAGACGUUACCCAUUGUGGUCAAACGACCAGUACCGCACCCAGCUUGGGUAAUAUCUCACGACCGGAUACGUUUGAAGGACGAGCUAGGCAGAGGUCAAUUCGGAUGUGUUUACAAAGGAAUACUGCAAGUUGGCCACACGUACAAAACGGUUGCUGUGAAAACUUACGUAGGACACACCGAUAAAGCUAAACGAAUUUCAUUCUUACAGGAAGCAAAAGUAAUGAGAGAGUAUAAACACGAAAACGUAGUGCAACUGAUUGGUGUCGCAUGCCAGAAAGAACCGCUCAUGAUCAUUGUCGAAUUUUGCGGCGGUGGAUCCUUGCUUAAGGUUUACUUUGCACGAUCUAUGUUCAGAUUCUGA
Gongylonema pulchrum is the source of this 645-nucleotide messenger RNA. The record is from the annotation of a GenBank genome assembly. Lineage: Eukaryota; Metazoa; Nematoda; Chromadorea; Rhabditida; Gongylonematidae.